AUGGUUUCUCAACUGACUAAUGCUGAGGCCAGUACCUUUUACAUGGCUAAUUCUGAAACUGAUAUCUCAUAUGCGGUUAAUGCAGAAGCCAUGGCAAAUCUUGAAACUAGCACUUCUUAUGCGUUUACUGCUGAAGCCAGUACCUCUGUUGCAGUAAAUUCCGAAUUCAGUACCUUCUACGUG
Molecule: messenger RNA, 183 nt
Organism: Dentiscutata erythropus
Lineage: Eukaryota; Fungi; Glomeromycota; Glomeromycetes; Diversisporales; Gigasporaceae
Source: the annotation of a GenBank genome assembly